This is a messenger RNA of Mangifera indica (mango), 992 nucleotides long. Its product is annotated as 2-hydroxy-palmitic acid dioxygenase mpo1-like. NCBI's taxonomy places the organism in Eukaryota, Viridiplantae, Streptophyta, Magnoliopsida, Sapindales, Anacardiaceae. The transcript has 4 exons. Gene Ontology annotation, biological process: sphingoid catabolic process. The record is from RefSeq and is a predicted model, not a curated record. Gene Ontology annotation, cellular component: endoplasmic reticulum. Bases 184 to 786 code for a protein of 200 amino acids.
GCUCCAUUGUCCCACAUCUUGAAGGACCGAGCAAUCCAUAGGACCCGGCCUUGGGCGCUGGGCCCGAUUUGCCCACCAAUCACUAACUGCUCGAAGUUAUCUUCCUCCUCUCAAUAAACAACCCUCUGUUUUCUUUCUCGCAAAAUUUUCCCGGAAGACUUUGAAUUUUGUUGAGAACAUACCAUGGGAAAAUCCGGACUCCUUGAUCUCGAGAAGCACUUUGCCUUCUAUGGCGCAUAUCACAGCAACCCAGUUAACAUUUUUAUACACAUCGUUUUUGUGUGGCCAAUUUUCUUCACCUCUCUUAUUUUGUUCUACUUUGUACCUCCUGUUUAUGCUGUUGAGUUUAUGCCAUCUGGGUUGUUCGGUUCUGCCCUCGUUUUGAAUUUCUCAUUUCUGUUUGCCUUGAUCUACGCUUUAUUCUAUUUUUGUAUGGAUAACAAAGCUGGUUCGUUGGCCGCUUUGCUUUGUUUCUCUUGUUGGAUUGGGGCCAGUUCAGUUGCUAAUAAACUUGGAUAUUCUCUGGCUUGGAAGGUUGUGCUAGCAGCUCAGGUGAUUUGUUGGACUGGACAGUUUCUGGGUCAUGGUAUCUUUGAGAAGCGGGCACCGGCCCUUUUGGACAACCUUGUUCAAGCCUUUCUGAUGGCUCCAUUCUUUGUAUUGCUUGAGAUUCUCCAAACAGUCUUUGGAUAUGAACCGUAUCCAGGGUUUCAUGCAAGAGUUGCAGCAAAGAUAGAUGCUGAAAUCAAGGAAUGGAAGGAAACGAAACAAAAGAAAAUUUCUUAAUUUAGUCAGGUUCAUGUAAGUUCUGAUGAUCUCUGUGUGUAAACAUACUAUACUCAGUCAUCCAUGUGUUCUCCAACUAGUCUAUACAUUCAAUGUAUUUAGAAACUUCAAUGGAGGCUCAAGAAUCUGUACCUUCUUAGAAAAAUGUAUGACAUACAUUGAGGUUUGCUGUUCCUUAAAUAAAAUAUAAAACAAUCUGAAAAGAA